GACUACCCUGGCGGGAAAGGAUGGCGGCGUCGGCGGCUGCUGCUGCUGCAAAGCAACGAGAGAUGCAAGACUUCGUCAGGGGUCUCUUCCGAGGGAGCCCUGAUCUCAGCAUCCUCACUCAUGCCAUAGUCAGGAAGAAAUAUCUUGUCCAUGUUGGGAAGGAGAGUCUAAGUAAAGAGGAGAAGGAGCAACUCAAACUGCUGGUGGAGGAAGAACUGCUCCAGAUGAAGGCUGAUGAUUCUCCAGGUGAUGGAGAGUUGAUGACUGAAACCCAGACUUCUGUCCAAUCUGGAGGCCACAAGAGACCCCAUUGUACCUCCAGUAGUUCUGACGAUGAGGUCAAAGGCAAACAGGAGCAGAAGAAACAACGGACCGGAAAAAAGUUGGAAAUCGGUUCUGACGAGGAGGAUUCUGGGAUUGAUUCUAAAAAGGUUCCACUCCAUGGCAGCCAAAAACAUGCUGGGAAAUUCUCAAGCUCCUCUGAGCAAGGAGACUCUGGAGCAGAAGGUCAUACUGACGGGUCCGGAAGUGAUGGGCAAAAUGCAAAAGGCAGAAGAAAGGAGAGACAAAAAGGCAGCCAGCCCACCCGGUGGCAGAGGGAAAGACUAGGGAGUACGUCUGAGGCGGCCACACAAGGGCAAAAGAGUGCCCCUGAAGAAACUGGAGACCGCAAAGAGGCAACGAAAGGGCAAAGAACAGUUUCGGAGAAUGACUCUGAGGAGGAGCUGAAUGACUGUAAGAUCCAGAAAAAGAAAGGGUUUGACAAAGAACAGAAAUGGAAUGAUGACCAGGGCAGAGGAAAGAGCAGAAAGAUGGACAAACAAAGGAGAAAAGCCGAUUCUGAGUCUGAAGAGGAAAGUGAGGAGGAAAAGAAGAAGAGUGGUGGCUCUAAAGCUAAAGACAGGACAGGACGGAGAACUCUGGAGGCUGAAGUGGGGAGUGAGAGUGAGGAUGAAUCGGGGAGUGACUCAGAGCAGAAGUCCAGGAUGCAAGGAAAGGCGGCAAGUCGUAAACAAUGGCGGAAAAAUGUGAGCCCAGAGGAAUCGGGGAGCGAUUCAGGAAGCAAGAGACAACCUAGAAAAGGAGGAAUGAAAAAGGCACAGAGGAGGAAUGUGAGCAGGAAGGAACUGAAGGGAAAACAAGAAGAGAAGAAGCAAGGAAAGCCCAAGCCAAAGACAAGCGUGAGCAGUGAAGAAUCGGAAACUGAGCCAGACGAGCAUAAGGGCUUGAAACAAAAAAAGAAAGGGAUGCAUAACGCCAGCAGCAGUGAAGAGGAAUCACAGAGUGGAGCAGAAGAGGCAGAAAAGGGUGAAAGCAAGUCCAGGAAGGUCACUCUGAGCAGCGGCAAAUCCAAGAACGGAACAGAAGAAUGCAAAGGUGGGAAUCAAAGAAAGAAAAGAGUGUUGAAAAAGAAGAGCCAGGAUGCGUCUGGGAGUGAAUCUAGCCAGGAGGAAGAAAUACUGGAAAAGAGAGGAACAGAGAUGUUCCAGAGGAAGGGUGUCAGUAAAAUGGAAUCGGAGACUGAUUCUGAGGACUCGGGGGAUGAAUUGGUGGGAAGGGAGAAAAGGCAAAGCUGGCAGAAGACGGAAACAGAGAAGCCCAAAAGGAGGAGCAGCAAGGAAGAAUCGGGCAAUGAAUCCGUUAAGCGAGAAGCGUGCUCCAGUUCUGAAGAUGAAGAUAACUCCAGUUCUUCCAAACAGCCGCAUCAAGGAAAGGGCAAAGAGCAUAAUUCUGGGAAAAGCGAAGAGCACCCGUCUAUCCGGCGCCUGAAGCGCUACAUCCGGGAAUGCGGCGUGCAUCGGAAUUACAAGAAGCUGCUCGCAGGUUGCCGCUCCCGCAAAGCGCAGGUGGAGGCGCUCAAGCAGGAGCUGGAAAACCUUGGCCUGAAGGGGGCGCCAUCUCUAGCCAAGUGCAAAGCCCUGAAGCAGAAGCGUGAAGAAGCAGCCGAGGUGGCUUCCCUUGAUAUCAGCAACAUCAUCGCCACAGAAGGCCGCCCAAGGCGUCGCAACGUCUGGAGUCUCUACAGCAAGCCCCAGGAGCAGCCCAGCUCUCCAGAGGAGCCUCCCGUACGCCGUCCUGCUACAGACUGGUCCCGCCUUCGUGGAGUCAUCAGUUCAGAUGGGGAAAGCGAUUGACUCUGAGGUGGAGGGAGGUCAGGCAUUGAUGGAUCCCUCAUUGCCCUCGUUUUGAGGAGAAACGUGGGUUUGACUAUCUUUGACAACCAGAAGGGGGGUUGUUUGUCUUUGUAACCCAUUUCUCUUCUUUUUGCUCAACAUGUAAGAAAAAAAGACUUUUAAAAAGCUAAUAACAUUUUUGUUGUUGCUGCUGCUGGUUUCCCCUUACCAGGGAAAGAGGAGGACACAACUGCCUCUAUUGAGGCAAAUAUUUGUCUCCUCAUGAAAAUAUACCUAUUCUUCUGAAAGGUGGCAGAGUGAGGGAGAUCAGUCAUUCUUUCAAGUAUCUGAACUCUUUACUCUUAUUCUGCCACUGGUUUUAUCACUCUUCCCAAGAGUGAACAUUCCUAAACAAGUGUGUGUUGAACAGGUGGGUGGGUGGGUGAGCUCACUCUACGUUUAUUCUGGGACCAUGACUCCAUGUUUUUGAGGCAUUUUUUCCCCUUUUCCGUUUGGCCCAGCCUAAACAAGAAUGAUUCCUGUUCAGUGCUAGAUGUCAUUGGGGUGUGGGACGGCGCGGGUGGGUGUGCCUUUGUAAUGUGGAGCACGUUUCACUGUUCCUGUAAAUGCUGUUCUUCAGAGUUUUUAUGACUGAAAAGAUUAAACGUUUUAUAUUUGAUUAAAUAAAAUACCUUUUGGAAUUUA
Molecule: messenger RNA, 2819 nt
Organism: Elgaria multicarinata webbii
Lineage: Eukaryota; Metazoa; Chordata; Lepidosauria; Squamata; Anguidae
Gene: HIRIP3
Product: HIRA interacting protein 3
Exons: 7
Coding region: 21-2135 (704 amino acids)
Cellular component (GO): nucleus
Source: RefSeq, a predicted model, not a curated record